UGCAGUUAAAUUUCAGGGGAAUUUUUUUUUUAAUUUCAGGGGAAACGCUGCAAGAUGAUCAUGCGGCAAGAAUGGCAGCAAAUAUUGGAGAAUUAAUAAUGCCACAUGACCAUGAACGACAGUUUCUUCAGACUAAAGAGGAGGUCCAUUUUGAGAGAAAAACUGUUGUGGUACCUUACUAUGGUCACCAAGCAAUGCCUCACGAUGAUCGCUGUAUAGAAAAUAAUGGUAACUGCUCACAGAAAUGUGAAACUGUGGAACAUGAAACAGUUUGCUCUUGUUAUGAAGGAUACACUCUCACAAGCCCCACUGUCUGCACUGAGAUUUCAGGAUGUGACUUUGUUUUGUCAGGAACUUCAGGAGAGUUUACUAUCCGUAACAGUUAUUGUCGGUGGCUGAUAAAAGCACCAAAGGGUCAUAUUGUAGAAAUCACAUUGCACGAAACGACUAAUUAUUAUGAAGAGGAUUACAUGAAUUACGGUGCGGAUUUUGGAUAUAUAUAUAACGGAGACACUACCGAAGCAAGUGUUAUUAAGCGUCUCUAUCCGAGUACGGAAGAAACUGUACUCAGAAGCUCUGGUGAAAACUUACUCAUUACAAGUGGAGAAGAGUGGGAUUCAUAUUCCUUCACACAACGUGUUUCAUAUGUGACAGGUUUCAAAUAUCUAGAAAUUGAAGCUGGUGAGUAUGAUGGCCAUCUAACACUUCCUGUUUCUUCAUUACCUGUGGGUGAAGAUUGUUUGUCUCUGACAUACAGUAUACCACAUGGUCCCCUGAUGGUGAGGCUCAGUGACCAAUUAAUUAAUCCACAGUUUACCUUCAAG
Molecule: messenger RNA, 824 nt
Organism: Schistocerca serialis cubense
Lineage: Eukaryota; Metazoa; Arthropoda; Insecta; Orthoptera; Acrididae
Product: bone morphogenetic protein 1-like
Exons: 5
Source: RefSeq, a predicted model, not a curated record